CAUGUGUUUGUAAUGUAUUAUUCAAUAGAAAUUGAAUGCAAUAAUAAUAAUAAUAAUAAUAAUAAUAAUAAUAUGGCGAAUGAAUUGAAUGAAAACGAUAUUAGUAUUAGUGUUAGACUCAGACCUUACAAGUCAUUCAACAAUCACUGUAUCUCUAGUGAUGUGUCCACUGAUGACAACAACACACAUAUCAACAACAAUAUCAACAAUAAUAAUAAUAACACCAACGAUAACAACAUCAUCGACAACAACAUCAUCGACAACAAGAAAAAGAGUUGGUUUACAAUGAGAGACGGCAUCAAACAGACACUCAUAUGUCUUGUUUUGGCCAUCGGUGUCACCAUUUUGGCCGCUCUUCACAACGGAACACUUCGGAUCCGAAAGACUCCAAAUCCGGUUAAGUUUUUUGAUGAAGACAUGUAUCCAAUAGUGGACUACGAGUUGGGAGAUCUGAAACAACUGUCACUUCGUGCUCUUCAAAAUGAUGUCUCAUUUGUUAUGUAUUACGCCCCCUGGGAUUCAGAUUGUAUUAGAGUAAUGAAAGAGUUUGAAACAAUUGCAAAACAUUAUAGACAUCAGAUAUUUUUUGCGGCAAUAAAUUGUUGGUAUCCCGAUGGACAGUGCAGACAAUAUUACAAUCUUAAAAGAUAUCCAGUAUUGUUAGCUCACGUCCGAAUGGCCGGUGAAGUCGAGUAUAAAGGACCACUUGUGGCCAGUUAUAUGAUACCAUUUUUAGACAAUCUAUUGGAUCCAAUAAUACCAGUACAAAAUGAAGGCGACUUACUUGAUCUCAGAGCUAAACACGAUGCUAUUUUGAUCGGAUAUUUCGAUUUCAAUGAAUCACCUCAACCACCGGGAUAUAAGCAAUUUUUCUCGACAUCUGUUAAAGCACUAUCAUCUGACCCGUGGAGGACAGUAUGUUAUUGUGUAAUAUCAAGCAAAAGAGUAGCCACAAAAUUAUCACUUGCGAAGCCUCAAACACUGACAUUAUUUCUAUGGAAUACAACCGAACAUUUUGGUACAAAAUCUAUUAAAUCUGCAACUAUUUUAAGUUGGGUUUACAGUCGAGUCCAACAAACACCGACAUUGAAGUGGUUGAUCCCAUCAGGCAUUAAAAGUAGUGCUCUUUCAGAUAUAAUCACUAAAAAUCCUACAUUUGUUUUAUUUACUCCAAGAAGUUUUGUAUUGGGUAUCUCUCCAUACUAUGAUGUUUUAAGAGAAGUGGUUAUGGAUUACUAUAACUGCGAUAACUCACCGCUUAUUCGAUCAAUAAUUCAUAGAAGUAUUUUAAGAAGACAUUUAUUAGAAGAAAAAUUGAUGGAAUUGGAAGAGAAAUGUCACGAAUUGGUUCAACCGAUCUCUACUAUUGAAAGUACUUCAACCAAAAAACAAGUGACAAAUGCCGACACUUGCUGUCACUCUCAAGUAGUCCGUUGGCGACCAUCGAGUAAAGCGAGCGAUAAGAAGUGUUUUUGUACGUCUUGUAUUCACUUAAGUCUUGCAAAAUGUCCCUCAAGUUGUCAACGCUUUAAUUGUUUGGCCACUGCUUCACGUUAUUUGACCGAUUUUGAUCCAAACAGUGCCAACAAAACAGCAACUUUUUGCAAUCAAAUUAAGUAUUCAUAUCAACCAAAAUAUACCUCAUAUUAUAAGAUCGUCACCACUUGUUCUGGUAUUCAUCCAUCGCUUAAUGAAAUUGACGACAAUUUUUUUAUAAUGAAUUCAGAGGAUAAUUCACAAACAUUUGACGAUACAAUUACUAAAAUGGUUGAGAACUCUGAUUUACAACACUGUCAUCGUCUUAAUUUGGGUCUUAAAUACAGUGAUGUCAACUUCCCUGAUAGUGCCGAUUCAGGUAACCAACAGUGGAGGUCCAACUUUACAGGCCUUUCUUGUAGAACCAACCGUACCUUAAGGUUUGCAGCGUUGGACUCGAUAUUAUUUCCAGCAUUUGCUGAAAACAUUGGAAUAGAUAUCUUCAAUCAAAGUCAUGCGACAAUUGGUGUUAUAAUUGAUAACUCCAAUGAAAAUAUUCAUAUUUUAACUAACGAUUUAAGUGAAACGCAAACUAUUAAUAAAAGAAGUUUUGUUGAAUUUAUUAAAAACUUCACAAACAAGUCUUUGCCCCGAUUUCUCAAAAGUUCAUCUCUUCCACCGACUUCUGGUUCAUGUCUUUCAGAUAGUAAGGAACGAGUGAUAUGUGUUCCCGAACUCAGUGCCGAAACAUUUGGUCGGGUAGUCUUGGAUCCGACCAAAGAUGUUGUUGUCAUGUAUUACGCUCAAUGGUGUGGAUUUUGCUCAACAAUUGCUCACAUUUACUUAGAAGUGGCCAGAAUUUUCAGUAAUAUCAAAGGCAUUGUCUUCACCCGACUUAAUGGUGACGCCAAUGACCUUCCCUGGGAGUAUACUGUUGAUAGAUACCCAACUAUUAUGUUAUUUCCUGCUAAAAGGAAAAUGGAGAGCAUAUCAUUUGCAUCAAAUAUGGCGAUAACAACCUCGAGUUUAGUGCAAUUUAUUUGGAAACACUCGCAAUCAAGCGUUCGUCUCCAGACAUCACUUACAUUAUGUAACUACAAAUGUCUUCUUAAUAAUCUCGCUUCGAGUCAAUCACAUUCACAUCAAACGCGAAGAAGUCUUAGAAAUCGUUUAAUUGAGUUGUCAUUAGUUCGACAAAAAAUAAUUGAAUUGUUUGGUUCAGACAAAAAAUUAACGAAAAGAAAGUCAACACAACUCAAACAACAUUUAAAUUAUUUGAUUAAAACAAUUAGAAAAUUGAAACAAAAUAUUUUUAAAACAUCUCUUUUGCGUUCAUUUAUUAUUGAAAAACUUAAAAACUUUGACCAAAACACUGACCGUUUGACAACUCAAUCAAUUAACGAAUUUUUAGAGCUUUUUAAUAUUACAUUACCUGUUGAUAAAGUGGUCAAAACAAGAGAAAAUAAAAUAAAAAGUGAAACAAACAAAAAAUCCGUCAAAAAGACAACGAAAUACUCGAAGCAAAAGUCUUAUACAAAACGAGAUGAGCUAUAAAUGACACUAAUUUAUGCCUUAAAAGUCACUCAUUUGUUACAAAUCAACGAAUUGUGAUUUAGUUUAGUAACUAAAAGUCAAU
Oppia nitens is the source of this 3112-nucleotide messenger RNA. RefSeq names its product thioredoxin domain-containing protein 11-like. The record is from RefSeq and is a predicted model, not a curated record. The transcript has 9 exons. Lineage: Eukaryota; Metazoa; Arthropoda; Arachnida; Sarcoptiformes; Oppiidae. The coding region runs from base 13 to 3030 and encodes 1005 amino acids.